Messenger RNA from Cinara cedri, 1995 nucleotides. The record is from the annotation of a GenBank genome assembly. NCBI's taxonomy places the organism in Eukaryota, Metazoa, Arthropoda, Insecta, Hemiptera, Aphididae.
AUGAACUUGGUUCCUGAAAAAAACAGCGAGUUUAGUACAACUGAAUAUUGGGAUUCAUUUUUCACCAAACGUAAGGCUACAUUUGAAUGGUAUGGUAAUUAUGAAAAUUUAAAACGUUUACUCAUGAAAUAUGUUAGUGCUAAGGAUGUUAUAUUGAUGUCUGGAUGUGGAAAUUCUAAUCUUAGUUUACACUUGUAUUCUGAUGGAUUCACUAAUAUAACUAACAUUGACAACAGUGAAGUAGUAAUCGCCAAUAUGAAUAAAAAACAUAAGGAUAAAUACCCUGGUUUAGUGUAUGAAAUUAAAGACAUAUUAAACACUGAAUAUCAAAAUGAAAAGUUUAGUGUUGUUAUUGACAAAGGGACAUUGGAUGCUUUAAUGCCAGAUAGUGAAGUUGAGUCUCUUACACGGGCAAUGGCAAUGUUUAACGAAAUUAAAAGAAUAUUAAAAUUUGGCGGACGUUAUAUUUGUGUGUCCCUUCUCCAAUAUCAUAUUGCCAAGUUCAUAUUUUCCUAUUUUAGUGAAAAUAAUUGGAUAAUUCGUGUGUGCCAAUGUACCGAAGUAGAAGAUUCUGCUGAUUUCAAUGGGCAGCCAGUAUUUAUGGUUAUUUGCACGAAAGUAAAUAAAAUACCUGGUGCCAAGUCAGUCCUUGAGUGGAAUUCAGAUGGAAUCACAAACGAAAGAUUAGAUUUAAUAAAUGAACUAUUAGAAAUAGUUAUUGAUACUCAAAAAUCUGUUUCAAUGUGUUUUGAUCUCACUAAAUGUCAAAUGAAAGAUAUGUCAAAUAGUUAUCGUUUUGAGAUUAAUUGUUCUCAAACUAAAAAGCCUCGUUAUACAAUUAUGAUUGUUGAAUCUCCCACUCAAAAAAAUCCAAAGAAAAUGACCUUUUCUGGUUUCAUUGUUCCUCGUGGUCGGGAACACGAAUGGUUGUUUACCAGCGAAGAAGGACAAGAUAUAUUAAGAAGAAAUUGUAAUGUUGACCGUUUAGCUAUUAUUAGUAUGCAUAGAGGACAAAUAUAUCGGAGUUUAAAACAAGUACAACAAGAACUAUCCAGACUUAUGUUAAAAAUAGCACCACAGGGUGUUAUACAACGAGGUGACAUUAUACAAUUUCUAUCCUUAGAACAACAACUUGGAGAUAGAAAAAUUAUUAUGGAGAGUAAGAGUGAACAUUCUGGAAAUUUUGUUAUAGAAGAAGUAACAGGAGAAAAAGAUGGUAUCUUUAGACGUUUAGUAUUCCUUAACAUGCCUCAUAUUAUUCAGUCAGAAGCAAAGUUAAUACAGACUGAAAGUGGAGAGACUAAAAUAGAUUAUUCUCAUUUUCUCAGUGAUUAUAUACCAUACCUGGGUCUUGGUGUAGGCAUCAUAGCAAAUCAAACAAACAAAGAACCUAGAAUCCUUUUGAUUGGUUUGGGUGGUGGUAUACUUACUAAUUUAUUGAUAAACACCUAUAGAAAAAUAAAUAUAAUUGCUUUAGAAAUAGAUUUAGUUGUUUACAAUAUAGCCAAAGAAGCCUUUGGAUUAAUAGAGGAUAGUAGAUUAGAAGUACACAUUUGUGACGGUCUAGAAUAUCUAUGCAACGCUAUCAAAAAUGGUGAUAGUUAUGAUGCUGUUGUAUAUGAUAUAGAUGUUAAAGAUCCAUCACUCGGUUUAAGUGGACCCCCUAAAGCUUUCUUGACGCAAGAUAUAUUAAAUAUUGUAAAAAGUUUAAUUGGAGAACAAGGAUUAUUUUUAUUGAAUUUUGUUUGUCGUGCAUCUGAUGUUAGAGCUGAAAUUGUUAAUGUUUUAAAAACAAAUUUUAAGCAAUUAACAUCAUUAAAGGUGGCUGAAGACAUAAAUAGAGUACUAUUAGCAAAAAAUAGUAAUGGAGCAAUCGAUGAACACCUUUUGAAACAAACAGCUUUGUACAUGAACAAAUGCGCCAAAAGCAAUCCACUUAUUGCUUGUGAUGUUAUUGAUGUUUCUACUAUAAAAGAUAAUAUCGAAGAUUUAUAA